GAUUUCCCAUUCCCAAACCAUUGCCAGAUGGAAAAGGAGACUGUGAGGAACAGGAAGGAUCCCCGGGACACCCAGGCAGACAAGAAGCUGAGGAUUGGGACCAAAGAGGACAAAUCCCCAUGGCAGAACCUCGUAGAAGAGGCUGUUAUGAGUGACUCCAGGGCACAGCAAUCCGACGGGAAGGAAACUCCCCAGAGAUUCCUUAGGAAGAGGGGCUCCAAACCCAGCCCAGGGUGCUCUGAGGAGGAAAGACCCUCCCUUAGCCAGGAAGGUGGACAGAGCUUUAGUCAGAGCUCAGAGCUGGUGGUCCAUGAGCAGCUUCAUGAUGGAGAGAAGCGCUACAAGUGCUUGGAGUGUGGGAAGAGCUUCAGGCAGAGCAGAACCCUGAUCAGCCACCAGAUGAUCCAUACCAGGGAAUGGCCCUACUAG
Molecule: messenger RNA, 429 nt
Organism: Zonotrichia albicollis (white-throated sparrow)
Lineage: Eukaryota; Metazoa; Chordata; Aves; Passeriformes; Passerellidae
Source: RefSeq, a predicted model, not a curated record